Messenger RNA from Bipolaris zeicola 26-R-13, 1266 nucleotides. RefSeq lists its product as uncharacterized. The coding region runs from base 1 to 1266 and encodes 421 amino acids. Gene Ontology annotation, molecular function: protein binding. The record is from RefSeq and is a predicted model, not a curated record. Lineage: Eukaryota; Fungi; Ascomycota; Dothideomycetes; Pleosporales; Pleosporaceae. The transcript has a single exon.
AUGCCUGGAUUACUUUCUCUCCCCACUGAGCUCUUGCAGCAAAUUGCUUCUUCACUACCCUGCUCCUCAGCCCUUAACCUACUUCGUGUCAACCACCAGCUACGCAAAGCAUGUAACGACCGUCUGGUCUUCCAGCAAAUUGCCAAACGUGAUUUGAACUACUCUUCCCUCUCCAAAUGGGGACUCUACGAUGGCCUAAUACUAUUCGAAGACGACGAUCCCCUUCUAACCUCAGCCUCACUGCCCGAGACCAUCCGCCUCGCCUUCGCAGCCGAAAAAUGCAUCAAAUCCUCGACCAAAAAGUCCGACGCCUGGGUCUUCAAAGUCCCAAAGAACACUAGGAGAUACGACGUCCUCGACUGGGUCCCCCACAUGACAGCCCUGGGACACUGCGCCAUGUCCUCCCUAAAACCCGAAUCCUUUGUCAUCAUCUACGACGACCUGCUCACGUACAAAUUCCCGGAAAACGAUCUUAUUGCUACAAACUUUGUGAUUACCUGCACGUUGCUCCACCAACUCCGCUACUGCAUCAGCGCCGAAACCCAGGUCAAGAAACCGCUAGACAGGCACUUCAAAGCAAACCCUGGCAGAUCCCAAACUUCGCAUGCAGAUUCAAUCACUCACCUCCGCAACCGCGUCCGCAGCUACGGCAGCUUUAAACAAGACUUCCACCUCGACGAAGCCGCCGCACUCUUGCCCACUUUCCUACUAGAACUAGCCGUCUACCGCCUCUUUCCUGAGCAGUUGCGCCGCCAGCUCCCCGCGGUAUCAAGUAUAUGUUUUAGAGAGCUGAUGCAAAUCCCACCCUUGUUCCCGCAAGACCCUUCGUCCAGCCCUUCGUUUGCCGAAUGCUACGUGCAGAAAAUGGUAACGCCGGGCUUUCUGGGGGGGAAAUGGACAGGCUAUUAUUCUGAGCAGAGGGACUCGGCGCAUGUGCGCUCGUUUGAUCCGCCCAUGCGCGAUAUCAAUAUCGUGGCGCGGGCGCCAGAGGGUGCGCCGGAUGUGGCUUCUGUGAUUGAUCGCGAAACGAGGGGUGUAGAUGCUCAUGGUGAGUUUUCGCUUCAGGGCCGCGUCAAGAAGAAUGGGCAGGUGGAGCUGGUGAAGCGGUAUAUUGUGAAUGCGUGGACGUGGUCGUGGAUGGGCUGUAUGACACCAUUUGGUAUUGCGGGGACGUGGGGACAUGAGUCUGCUGAGUUGGAUGAGUUUGAUAGUUUUGGGGGCUACUUUUGGAUUUGGAAGGAGGACUGGUGUGAUGGGGAUAGGUGA